Microthlaspi erraticum is the source of this 3321-nucleotide messenger RNA. NCBI's taxonomy places the organism in Eukaryota, Viridiplantae, Streptophyta, Magnoliopsida, Brassicales, Brassicaceae. The record is from the annotation of a GenBank genome assembly.
AUGGAAGAUGAGGAGUGCAAAAAGCUCGUCAAGACUGCUGAAGAUCUCAUCGCCAAAAGAGAACUCAUUAAGGCCUUGGUGUUUACUGAGGAUUCGAUUCUAGUCCACGGGGAAAACGAGGGCACAUCAUCGCGUCUUCAUCACGAACAAGCCACUGCAUUCUUGCAUCUACAGAUCAAAGCAGAGAACCCAGACGUGAAGUGCGCAUUCUUGUUGGCCGCUAUAGGAUGCUAUUGGGACGCUGCUCUGUAUUCACCAGUUUGUGCAAAUGCUCUCCACGGAUUGGCCUCCGAGAUUGGGUCACUCCACUUUUACAAGAAGUCCAUGAAGAAAGCAAAACAAGGUUUAUCUCUUCCUCAAACAGAAACCUCGCGAAUGAGCUCGAAAGAGCAGAGCUUGUGGACGGACCAAAACAGAGGACUGGAGCGUAUAAUCGAAGAUGCAAAGUCCAAGAUCGCAUCUCCCAGUACUAUAGCUGGUUUGACGAGAGUUUGGGAGCCAAAGAAAAGUCCAGAGACGUCUAAAGAUGAGUCUAAAGGAUUGAGGUCGUAUUGGUUGGGUUUGGAUGCUGAGAUCAAACGGGACUUGAUGAAAGUAAGCAUUGCAGAGCUUAGAAGUUAUGCCGAGGGAGUACAUAAGAGAGAGGGACGAGAGGCUUUGGAAAAAGCUCUCGCCUUUGCGAGGGAACACAAGAAAUGGCGAUUCUGGCAGUGCCGAACUUCAUGCUCAAAGGAGAUGCAUAGUGCUGAAGAAUGUAAGACUCAUCUUGAACAAGAACAUGGUGCAGAUUUUAAACCUUCUUCGGAGAAUGAUAUGGUCAAGAGGAUAGGGAAAGACUGGGCUCGUAAGAUAUCAGGUGGAGCUUGGGAACCGGUGGAUGCAGUAGCUGCUGUUGAGAUGAUUACAAAUCAGCUCGAAUAUGUGAAAGAGUUUACAUCUAAAUCUAAGAAGAGGGGAUGGUCCGAAGAAUGGCCUGUAGCUGCGGAUGAAAAGCGCAGGAAGUUACUCAAUGAGAUCAAAUCGCUCCUUGUGCUGCUCUGUGACCGUAUGAUUCUCUCCAGUAGCAUUCGAGCCUGGCUGAUGGAUUUUCCGGUUCAGCUUCUUCUAAAACUUGGAGUUUCCAAAGAUGUCUUCGGUUCUCAGCUAGCAGAAACACCUCAGGGUAUCUGUUUUCUGGAAUAUGAUGAACUCGAUCAAAUCCAAUACUUUCUUAAGAAAAUCAAGUGUGAAAGGGAUGAUGGUACGGAUCUGGUCUGCAGAGCAGUGGACAGUUUCUGGGAUCGUACUCGAGUUCAAGAUACGAUCGACUUGGACGAUGAAUUCUCAUUUGUGCUGCCGGAUAAAAGACUGUUGAAGAAAAAGUAUGUUCCACUUGAUGAUGAAGGGAAUAUCAAUUUAAUUGCUGAUCCCAAUGCCCACUACGCCGAGGGAAAGGUGCAGGGAGAUGAUAUCAUAUCCUGGUUAGUUGACGAUUCUUCAGUAGAUGAGAGCUUCUUUUCCAAACCUAUCAGAGAACACAAUCUUGAUAUAUGGAUGGCUGUUCUGAGAGCUGUUCAGCUCACGUGUAGAACUUUGAGAAGCAACUAUGCAAAGAAGAAGCAGUUCUCAGCAUAUGAAGCAGCUCUUACAGAAGUCGAGAACUUGUGUAUGAGCGAAUGGGAAAGAAGAAGGGAUAUUCCGGAAGAUCAAUGGAAGAGCUAUGCAUCUCUUCUAUGCGAUAAAUGUGAAGAGAGGUUCAACGAAAAAUCCCCCUCCUCAGAAUUAUUCUUGUGUGCAGUACGAGAUGUUUUCCAAGGACACCCGUCGCAGCCGAUAUUUAAUUCGGAUGUUAACUCGCUGCGUCUCAUAUGUGAGCGUAAAGAUGUCAACGAUGAUUCUGUGGUGAACUCCACGGAUGUUCUGAAGUCUGCGGUCACCUUCAAGGGUCUGCUAACUGGUUCAAAGAUUCUGCUGAUUGAUAAUUCAAGGAUUAGAUUGCUCGACAACCUCACCAAGCUUUCUGUUUUUGACUACCGCUCUUACAUGCUUCGACUGCUGAAACCUUUCUUACUGAAUGAAAUUGGAAAGAUGGAAUAUAAAGCCAAGUCAGAUGCAGCAAAAGCAAAAGCAGAUAUUUUACUCGAGGAAGAGGAGAAGUCACAAGCACAAAAGAAGAAGAAAAAUAAAAACAAGAAGGUCUUUGAAGUGGCGCAACAGAUAACUUCGACGAGCAUGUCUAUUCCCCUUGAUAAGACUGCUGAGCAUGACCAAUCUGCCAACCGUGAACUGGAAGAUGCUGUGAAACCAGAAGAUACUAUUGCAAGUGAGAUGGGUGGACUGGAAAUUUCAUCCAACACUGACAUUCAAGAUCAACCUACUGAAGAUGACAUUCAAGAUAUGCAAAACAUACCUGGAGAAGAUCCUCCAGCGGAACCUUUGGAGGCAGCGGUUGGAGAAGCUGUAGCCAGAUACAAUUCAGCUCUUGACAUGACGCUAAAGGCCCUCAUGAACAUUAAAGUUCUUAAAGACGAUGUAAAGCAACCGUUUCACGCCCACCCGGGUGAACAAGUUCCUAGUGCGCUGCAAAACUUCUUCACUGCUUUUAGCUCAGAUAUGAUAAAAAAUGAUGGAGUAUACAGUUACCUCUUCAGAGACUUACUUGCUUCCAUAGAAGAAGUCACUCCCAUCGAUCGUUUGACGAGUUAUGCUGAUGAGGCAUUUGAAAAGAUCCUUCAGUUGUGGCAAUGCUGGAAAAAUUCAGAAAGAGAAAGCUUGGUGAAUCGCCUUUUCACGUUGAAUGAAAAUGAAAGUAUAAGUUGUAGAAAAUGCAGAAGGGAGCAAAAAUCUCCGGAGGAAAGGUUUUAUGGCACUUUGAUAGCUGCAGAUUCUAUCCGAGACCUGAAGUGUGCUUUUGGGGAUAUAAAGUUUGUGGAUAUCCUCAAGGUGGACCGGGUGGAUUACAAAAUGUUAUGCGACAUUGAAAAAGGAGGUUGUGGAAAGACAAACUUUGUUCAUCGCACUAUAAGUAGAUGCCCCCCUAUCUUCACAAUUAUGUUGGAAUGGGAAAGGACUGAAACUGAAGAAGAAAUAUCUGAAACAACAAAGGCUUUGGAGUUGGAGAUAGAUAUCAGCAGGCUGUACCAAGGCUUUGAACCAAAUACUAACUACCGACUUGUGUCAAUGGUUGGCUCUGUUGAAGAAAAAGAAUGCAUCUGCAUAGCUUAUCAAGAAGACCGGUGGGUUAAUCUCAAAAGUGACUGGGAGAGUGUGGUCAGAUUCUUUGGAGAAAGGAAUGUUCGGCCAGAGAUACUGUUUUAUGAAGCUGUCCGAUCGAUGGCCUAA